This is a messenger RNA of Brenthis ino (lesser marbled fritillary), 4953 nucleotides long. The record is from the annotation of a GenBank genome assembly. NCBI's taxonomy places the organism in Eukaryota, Metazoa, Arthropoda, Insecta, Lepidoptera, Nymphalidae.
AUGAGCGCUCCGGAGCCUUUGGUGCUUCAAGCACUACAGGGCUACACUGAGCAGAGCGACAAGUGGCCAGGACCUAGGGCUGUUAAAAUCUAUGUAGCGUCUGUUUACAAUGAUUUUCGAGAGGAGAGACGUCAGAUUCUUGAAUUAGUGGGCCCUGAAUUACAAACUACGUACGAUGACCGGUAUAUUGAGUUCGAAUUCGUGGACAUGCAUUAUGGCGCUGACGGUGGGGACGAGACCAACCCCGCGUUGCUACGGUACUAUCUGGAUGAAAUACGCUGCUGUAACAUGACUUCGAAAGCGGGAUAUUUUCUGUGUUUUAUUGGAGGUGAUGCGUCAAGUUACCAGCCAGUACUGCCAUUUAAGAUCAAGGCAGAAAUUUUUGAACAAUUGAUCAAAUCGGACUCAGCUCAAACAAAACUCAUAAGGACUUGCUAUAAACUGAAUGGUGAUGGCAUGUAUCAUUUGGAGGGUGAAGAGAAAUGGUACAGUGAUUUAAUAGAACGGGAAGAACAACGGAAGCGGCUAACGACAGUUCAAAAAGUUUUUAAUACGUUAGCUCUUGAAGCGCUAGAAGAGGGAGCAAACGUUAUCGAACUGCUGCGAAGUGCUGUCGAAGUGCAAUGCGAAACCGCACUUGAAUUACUAAAAAAUGGAAAACAUCCGAAAGGUCUUAUUGCUGUGUUGCGAGACAUUCCAGAUUUGGAACCAGAUGACUCCAAACUAACAGUAUUAGCUCAUCAAAGAUUAAAAAAGUUACAGAAGAAGUUAGAAGAUCUAUUACCGGAAACGCACGUUAUUAGGCUAGAAGCAAUAUCAGCAGAUUCAUCUCGGACAGACGCAGCAUCGGAUACGGAAGAGAAACUAUCUCCAUUCAGAGAUGGCGUACAGACUGUAGUGAGUUCGCUGGUCGAUGACAGCCUCAGUACUGAACCUGAUCAGGGUAAAGGAAGGAAAAAGACUGUCCAGGAAGUAUUUCUGGAACACAUAACCCAUCUUAGAAUUUGUAUAGAACAUAAUCGUUUAAAUAGCGUUAGUGAUAAGCAAAUUGAAGACGCUGCUAAGAAUAUAUUAGAUAACGCAAAAGAAAACUACCAAAGCAAAUCACGACAUCCCCCCGUCUUGAUAUACGGACCUGAUGCUUCCGGCAAAAGUACCUUGCUGACUCAUCUAUACUUCAAAUUCGAAGAGAUAUUUUCUAAGCCUGUGUUGAGAAUAAUACGGUUUUCCGCGUCCACGCCAAGAUCGGCCUACAAUUUGGAACUAUUGAGAGUGAUGUGCCAACAAAUAUCUAUAAUCUUGAACAUUCCCGAAGGCUAUCUGCCAAAAGACGCGAGUUUCGAUCCCUUAUACAUAAAUAAUUGGUUUCAAAGUUUGCUCAAACGAUGUGAGGAUAUGGAGAAUGAAGUCUUGCUAAUUUUUAUCGACAACGUGCACAGAGUUAACCCUUUAGAAUGUGAUAUUGUGACUGGACUGUCUUGGCUCCCAAUGUCAUUGCCAAGAAACGUGUUCCUAGUAUGUACUAGCUCGGUAUCGUUGGAACAACUACAAUUAACGCCAGCUCAAAAAGAAAAGUUUAAAGUUCAAAACUGUUACUACUUGUUGGACGCGAUCGAAGAAACACCAGAUAAUAAUAGCUCUGGAGAUUUUAUUGACGGUGCCUUUGAUAAUUUAGAAGUUGUCUUCGGUUCCAAAGCAUUUAGCAAAUUGGCUGGUUAUUUAACUUGUUCGGAAUUCGGUUUGACGGAGCUGGAGCUUUUGGAACUUUUGAUGCCAACCAGUAAUAGUGAGGCUGUUAUUACACUUAAGGAUGCGAAUUUCAACUUCUCUACAUUGUGUGUCGCCAAAUAUAUGAUGAAAUCAAUUAUCGCCGAGAACGUAGUAUCGGGUCGUAGUACAUGGCGGUGGCGUGCUGCGGCGGCCAGCUCGCGUGCUCGGAGACGAUACGUGCGCGUGCAAAGCGCACUACGAGAUGCUCACUCUGAUCUUGCCGCUUUACACUUUGCCAACUUUCUCAACGAUCCAGAUGACACAGAUACAUCUGAAACUCAAGAACCAGGUUGUGUAGACGACGACGACGCCCUCUUAGACUCUACUCCGUUUCACUCUGCAAGCAGAACAGCUGCCGCCUUUACACAACGUCACGUCGAAGAGUCCUGGCUUCAUCUCUUAUUGGCGGGGGAUUUCUCUAAACUUAAAGACCUGACUGUCUGUAAUUUCGACUUUUUACUAGCAGCUGUACAAACAGUGACGAUAUCGUAUCUGCGGUGCAUUCUGGAGCACGUGCGCUGUUACAUUCUAGACCGGGACGUAGAACUUGUGUAUGGCGCGGUUAGGAAGUCCAGUGACAUCCUCACAAGAGACCCUAUGCAAUUGGGCGCUCAGAUAAUAGCGUGGCUGCGGCCAGCUGUGGCUAGAAGAGGUGUUCUCGCAACUCUCGUCACUGCUGCUAUGGCGUGGUGUGAUGGAUAUGACAAGCCUCUGCUCGUACCACUAAAUGGAUGGUUACAUCCACCGAUAGCGUCAACGGUCCGUGUGGUGUCCGUAGGGGGUUCAACCCCAGGUGCUGGGGUCCGACUUCUGCAACUCGCACCCUCUGGACAACAUCUGGUAUUAGCUCCUUCGGCUGGAGACCCGCAGUUAUGGCAUGUCAUGUCAAACUCCAAAGUACACACUUUUAAAGGUCACUCCGGCCGGAUAUUGUGUAUGUGCGUCACGCGCGAAUCACAAUACCUGCUCACCGGCUCCGAAGAUACGAGCGUCAUUGUGUGGGACUUACACACUUUAGCUAUUAAGACGAAAAUCUUGGAACACAUAGCUCCUGUACUUUGUGUAGCGGCAAUAGUAAACCGCUCCUUGGUUAUUAGUGGGGGUGAAGACUCCGCUGUCAUUGUCACAUCACUAGUUGAUGGGGCUUUGGUAACAAAACUUGAUCAUCAUCGAGGUCCUAUAACGACACUCAAAGUGAUCCUAGACGGUGAUAUCUUAGUGACAUGUUCCCAAGACGGCACAGUAUGUACAUGGAAUGUAGAUAAUUUUACUCUACUAAGCACUGUGUCGGCCGGAGUUCCUGUACACGCAAUGGAAGUCACUGAAGACAAUGUAUUCUUGGUCACAUUACAGGGAGAAAAUGAAUUGCAUAUACGAACAUUUAUAACUGGGACCUACUUGCAUGUAUUGAAGCGGCAUAAAGCUAAGGUGAAAUGUUUCUGUGUGGGACACGAUUCCUCUAGAGUGGCUGUUGGUUGCGCUGAUCAACGGAUUUAUAUAUACAGUUUGCACACUGCUCAGUUAUUACGUACUUUGGCGGCUGCUCAUGAUCUGGCUGCUUUAGCUAUUGCUGACAAGGAUCAUUUUCUGUUAGCUGCUGGUGGCAAUAGAGUGACUAUAUAUUCAUUCCACACUGAGGAUAACUUGACAAACUUUAGGCCAACGAAACAGAUGAAACGACGGCAAACAAAAUCAACAACAAACGUUACGUUAUUACAGGCGGAACAAAGUGAGUUAAUCCCGAUUAGUUGUUUAGAAGUGUCCAGGGACGGUCAGCUCGCGGCCAGCGGGUGUGCCCGCGGUUUGGUCCGAGUUUGGCAACUUUCCACCCACCGCCUACAAGCAACGUUUAGUGGACACAUGGGCCACAUCACUUGUGUCACUUUUAGUCCGAAUAAUCUAUUGGUACUCAGUGGUUCGGAAGAUAGGACUGUUGUUGUGUGGCAAUUGGAUGAUAAUUCACCAUCUCGCACUUAUAAGGGUCAUCAAUCGGCCCUACAAACUCUCCUCAUGAUGUCUGACGGUCGUCGCGCGAUGUCCGGAGACCGCGCGCGCAACGUUCACGUGUGGCUCGUGGACUCCGGCAUAGUGCUGCACUCGGUCACAGCGCCCAGCACUAGCGUUGAUGUUACACUCAAUAUGAAGUACUCGGUCCUUUCUGACGGAGACAACUCAGUCCGCAUCUGGGCUUUAGCCGAAGGGGACAGUGGGGAGGAAAAGCGUUCCAUAUCUCAUGCGGAACGAGUCACGUGCUUUGCUUUGACAGCAGACUCCCAACAUGUUGUUACCGGCUCGAUGGAUAUGUCACUUAAAGUCUGGCAACUACACGGUGGAAAAUUAUCCCAGGUUCUAGUGGGCCACUCGGAUAUAGUAACGUGUGUUGCCGUGUCAAUAACAAACAAAACUCAAGUAGUAUCGGGAUCAUGGGAUUACAAUUUGAUCGUAUGGGAUAUAAAUACCGGCUCUGAUGUUCAUUUAUUAUCGGGACACUUGGGUAAAGUCACAUGUGUAAAAGUCACUGGAGACGGAUCUAUUGCAGUUUCUGGUGCGGAAGACAAAACCCUUAUUAUUUGGGAAACAAAACGAGGCUUAGCACUGACUUCUCUUUCACUGCACGUUCCUCUUCUGGGCUUUCAAAUAACCAGUGACUGUUCAAGAAUUGUCGUACAUCUUUUGGAUAGAGGUUGCUUGCCGAUUAUCUGCCUACACAAUACGCCGGCAACCUACGUCAAGAUACCGACCUACGCUGCACCUACUAAGGAUGUCGAUGAAUUGCGACCGCUAGCGCCAAAGCGUCCAAUGAAGAGAUUACUAAAGAAGGAAGUAUCGUUAGACACAUACACGUGGCAGAAGAAAUACGGUCAUCUUACUUCAGCAGCUAUGAUGGCACAAGUGGACGAACGUUUGAAACGACGGUUUUCGGUAUCAGCAUCAAUGGAAGAAAUAUCAAAAAUACAAGAGGCGAAAAAUAAAGACUUAGGCUCGCAGGUGAGCCUCGGCCCCGAGCAGGCCGCCAUAGCGCAAUCUCAACACUUCGAUCAACUGGAAGCCCUGUGGAACAAAAUUUCUCCGCCGCGACGACGUUCCAAUAAGUCCCUUUCUAAGCAAAGUUCUCUGAUAGAGAAAGUGGAUUCGUCUGACGAAGAUCAUACUCCAGUCGAAGAACAAGAACACAUGGUGGAG